Molecule: messenger RNA, 2265 nt
Organism: Rhincodon typus (whale shark)
Lineage: Eukaryota; Metazoa; Chordata; Chondrichthyes; Orectolobiformes; Rhincodontidae
Product: probable ribonuclease ZC3H12C
Exons: 5
Cellular component (GO): cytoplasmic ribonucleoprotein granule; nucleus
Molecular function (GO): RNA endonuclease activity; mRNA binding; metal ion binding
Source: RefSeq, a predicted model, not a curated record
AGCCUGUUACAUAUCCAAACAUGCAAAACUUCAGGAUUGACAACAUAUACAAGCAACAAGUUCAUGGGUUUGAAUGAUCAUUCUGUGCAUGAGAACAACAUUGUUCUGGGACUUGUACAUCUCAAUGUGGAAAGCACUGACAAACCGCUACACGUGGUAACAUCUUGGUCAAUGGUGGAAAAUAUAGCAAUGGAUAAAGGAUACUCUACUAAAGAGAAUGCUAUGGAGUGGAUGAUGCAAAACUCAGACAACUUGGAUUCAGACAGUGAAUUGGAGCAAUUGGGGAUUGCCAUGUUAGGGGCUGGUCCUUUAAAUAAAGCUUACCAACAGCUUUGUAGAUCCCCAGGCUUAGAAUCAAAUCUACUAAAAUGCAAUGUGAUUCUACAGGAUUUCAAACUAGAUGGUGAAACAAAACCAAAACAAGAUUUAAGAUCAACUGAUGAUGAUAAAGACUACAAAACCAAAAUGGAGUUUGCACUGAAACUUGGAUAUUCAGAAGAGCAGGUACAGCUUGUCCUGAAUAAAUUAGGAACAGACGCUCUUCCUAAUGAUAUCCUAGGUGAACUUGUUAAACUGGGGAAUAAACUUGAUUCUGAUACUUCCUGUGGCACAAGUAACCCUGCAAUUUUGACUCCACGUGAUACAAUUUCAACAGAUUCUCAAAGAUCUGACUCUCCUGUGGAAGAAUUGGUGGAUGAUGGUGAUAAUCUAAAGCCUGUGGUAAUUGAUGGUAGUAAUGUGGCAAUGAGUCAUGGUAACAAGGAAGUGUUUUCUUGUCGAGGCAUAAAGUUAGCAGUGGACUGGUUUUUGGAAAGGAGCCAUAAGGAUAUCACUGUGUUUGUGCCUGCCUGGAGGAAGGAACAGUCAAGGCCUGAUGCCCUCAUCACAGAUCAAGAAAUCCUGCGCAAGUUGGAAAAGGAUAAAAUUCUAGUCUUCACACCAUCCCGGCGGGUACAAGGGCGAAGAGUGGUUUGCUAUGAUGAUCGCUUCAUAGUGAAAUUGGCUUAUGAAUCCGAUGGCAUCAUUGUGUCAAAUGAUAACUACAGGGAUUUGCAAAAUGAAAAGCCAGAAUGGAAAAAAUUCAUAGAUGAAAGAUUGCUUAUGUAUUCUUUUGUUAAUGACAAAUUCAUGCCACCUGAUGACCCUUUGGGUCGCCACGGACCCAGCUUGGAUAACUUUCUGAGGAAGCGGCCGGUUGUACCAGAACAUAAGAAGCAGCCAUGUCCAUAUGGAAAAAAGUGCACUUAUGGCCACAAAUGUAAAUACUACCACCCAGAACGAGGUACACAGCCUCAACGUUCUGUGGCUGAUGAACUUCGUGCUAGUGCAAAGAACUCAAUAAUGAAAACCACUAAUGAAGGAGGUUUGGUGAAGAGCAACAGUGUUCCAACUAGUACCAAGACUGAGGGUAUGUUUGAUGGCAAAUGUACAGCUCCCAAAAGACAGUCUGACCCAAGUAUACAAACCCCUCUUUAUAACGAGGUUGAAGAAAAACUCAGCAAUAAAACCAGAUUGGAAACCAGGUCUGUGCCUUCUCUUGUUAGUGCAUCAAAUCCGUCAGCCGCAAAGGUCCAAGGUUGUGCAGUAUCAGGUUCUGGAAUGCACCUUUUGACGCAAGAUCCAGGGGUGCCAGCACAGUACUCGACAAUUCUGGUGAACAAUAGCCAUGGAACACACACUUCCUAUAAUCAGCAUCCAAAAUGUGACUCUCCUGUUGAUGGAGGAUAUUAUUCUAUGAUGAAUCCAUAUCAUAAUCUUGGUGUAUCUGGUACACACAGCCCUGAUCAAUUUUCUGUAGAUAAAGAAUACAGACUAAACCACGUAGGUUCUGACUGUAGUAGUGAAGGUAGUAUCAGCUGUGGUAGCAGCGAUUCGUACGUUGGCUAUAAUGAACGAGCCUACCCAAGUUCUCCAGUUACAGUGCUUGAAGAAAAUCUUAAAUGUCACCAAUAUCAUAAUCGACAUCAGCCCUUUCUUCAUAGUUAUCAUGAUCCUGUAACAAGAGUACAAAGUUAUGGACAAGAAGAGCAAAAACCACUGCACAAAACUUCAGCUUCUUGUAUGGCACCACAUUUCCAACACCCAGUAAUUGGAGCCCGCUCGAGUUGUCCAAGUGAAUACUGUCCUGUACCCCUCAGUGGCCAGCAUCCACAAAACAUGCACAUGGGAAGAGCUCUAGGAACUACAAGAAUUGAAAGUUUUUCAGAUUCACGUUUGUAUGAAAACCUGCCAGUGAGACAAAGAAAACCUUACAUGGGUCAGGAA